CCAAUGACAGUUCGGAGAGCUUGAGACCUGCACUAAUGCCACUCGUCAGGGGCGUGUCCUUGCAACAGAUCUCACCGCCUGCACUCUACGUCAUGCUAGUCAAUAGCCAAAAAAAAAUUGGGCGAUGGAUGAAUGGAAAAAGUACUAUGAACUGAUGAAAAUUUAAAGUUUUUAAAAUUUAAAGUUUUUGGAAAUAAAUGAAGCCCAGACCCCAUUGAGUUAUUAUGGGAUGAACUGGAUAGAAAAAUAAGAACUGUAUGACCAACAUCAAAAUCUCAUAGAACAUUAUAGAACUGGAAUGGAAAAAUAUUUAGAAAGAAACAAUUAUAAAAUUAGUUGAAAGAAUGCCGAGAAUAGUUAAAGCCGUUAUUAAAUUAAUGGUUUUUUUGACGAAAAGAAAAUUUAAUUAUUAUAAUAGAUUUUAUAAAGUUUUAUUGCAUAAAACUGACUAAAAAUAUAUUUUAUAUUGAAAUAUGUAUAAAAAAUAUAAUUUCUAUUACUAUAAAUUAAAAAUUCUUUAACGUAGUUACAUAUUAAUAUUGAUUUUUUGAAAAAAUCUCCAUUGUCUUAAUUUCUGUGAGUGGCAGUGUAUAUAUUUAUAUCAAAAGUACCAGAUAGUAAAGUAAUCACCUAAGAGGGUUCCAUUAAAAAUUACGCAACUCCAAGAUGUAUUUAAAUAGAUGAGUUGAAUGUAUCUGUUGCACUGAAAGAUUUUUAUAUUCAAAAGUUUAAGAGAAUUGAUGAAUUUGAACCCCCUCUAAAAACACCUGCUAAUGUUGAUUUAUUAGAUAAAUUUAUUGAACUAUCUAUUGUUGAUGCAGUAAAUGUGCAAAAAGAUGCUUUUUGUACCGUUGAACGAAUAGAAUUUCUUAAAAAACAAUUAAAUUAUAAACUGGUACCUUACAAUGAUGUUUUUAAAGAUGAAAAAUCUUUACUGUUAAUUUCAGGCAUAGCUGGAAUUGGUAAGUCUUGGUUGCUCAGAAAAUGUGUGCUUGAUUGGGCUAAUAAUCUUAUUUGGGAUAAAAUAGAAUUUGUCUUUUAUUUUGAGUGCAGAAUGCUUAAUCUUUAUCAAAGUAUUUCUAACAUAAACAAAUUACUUGAUGUUUUCUACAAAAAUUUUGUAAAAGAUAUUGAUAUCAAUAACCAUAACAUAAUAUUUGUGAUUGAUGGAUUAGAUGAGUUUAAAUAUUUAAAUGAAUUAAUAAAUCCAAGUUUGACUUGUAACUAUCCAAUUGUUAAUGCUUUAGCAGAAAUUCAAAAAUACAAACAUGUAGUUGCUGGUCGAGUUUAUGCAAUUGAUCAAUACCAAAGUAUAUCUCCAGAGCAUAAUGAUAAGUUAACCAUUCAAAUAAUGGGGUUUAGCAAGAAUGGAAUAAAUAAUUAUGUAGACAAAAAUGUCGUUGACGAAAAAAAAGAAGUUGUAAAGACAACUUUAAAGGAAUCUCCAAUUGCAAAAGCCAUGGGAUCUGUUCCAUUUUAUUUAUCUGCCAUGUGUAAAACUAUUAGUGAUUCAAACAAAAUAUAUACAACUUCUUACUUAACAAUGACAGAUUUGUAUGCGAAUAUUUUUUUAUACUUUUUUCAAAAGCACAUUAUCAAAAACAAUGGAUUAGUUUAUCAAAUAAUGAAUAAUGAAAGUAACAAGAAAUAUGUUUUGAAUAUUUGUAAGAUAGCUUAUAAAUUGUUUAUUGAAAAUAAAAUUAUUUUUUCGGAAGAGGAAAUUUUGCCAUUUAUUAAUGACUUAAAUGGAGUCGAAGAAAGUUUUUUUGGUUUUAUUGAAAGAGUUGAAACACAUCUUGGCUAUCAUUACCAGUUUGCACAUAUGACAGUAAUGGAGUUUUGUGCAUCUGUAUAUGCAUACAAUUGUUUAAGUAGUGAAGAGAUUUUGGCUAAUGUAAAGCUUAAGAAUUGUUUAUCAAUGAUCUGUGGAUUAACUAAUAAAAAUCAAAAUAGUUUUUAAAGUUUCUUGUUAACUUAAAUCCUUCAAAAAAAUCAUAUGGAGAAUCUUUACUUUAUUUGUCUAUUUUGGAUCGUCUGCUUGAAAGUCGUCGUAAUAAUUUAUUUAUUGAAUGUUUUUAUGAAAGUCAAUCUUCAUUCAUUGAUGAAAUAAUAUCAAUCGUCGAGAAACGUAAUGAUUGGAAGAUUUUGAUUGGCGAUUGUUUGAAAACUUCUUACGAAAUUUCUUGCGAAAACUAUUUUAUAGAUCAUUACAUAAAAUCUAGAAGAAAAUUAAUGGAGUUCAUUGUUUUUAAAAAUAUUUUUAGUGAUGAAGAAAAGAAUAUUUUAAUUCAAUGCUCAACUAAUGUUCGCGAUGUCACUUUUUAUUGUCCAAUUAAAUUUGAAGGAUGGAAACCGAAAGACAAGAUUAAAUGUUUAAAGAUAUGGAUCUCGCGUUACUUAAUACCAAGAAAAUUUUUUGAAGAGAACUUUCUUCCGUGGAUUAAUCUUUGUGAGGAGUUAAAGCUUUACCUUCACGACGACAUUGAUUUUAUUGAAAAUAUUUAUGAAUGGAUUUCUUGUUCGAAUAUCAAGAAGUUUAAGAUCAAGUACCGUAGAAAAUAUAUUCAUAACCUCGAUAAAUUAAAGAACCUAAUAACACAGAAAAAUGUUUAAUAUUAAAUUUAUAAUAAAAUAAA
This is a messenger RNA of Hydra vulgaris (swiftwater hydra), 2636 nucleotides long. RefSeq lists its product as uncharacterized. Lineage: Eukaryota; Metazoa; Cnidaria; Hydrozoa; Anthoathecata; Hydridae. The record is from RefSeq and is a predicted model, not a curated record. Gene Ontology annotation, cellular component: cytoplasm.